AUGGCGCGUCCCGUAUCUGUAAGUUAAACUAUUAUUAUGCCGUUUUUGCUGUAUGUGUUUUAAAGAGAAUAUUAUUUCAGGUCGAGGCCAUCGCAAUAUCCGGAGCGCACACUCGUCUUGUUCUCGCAUUACAAGAGAAGUGAGAAUUGAAUUUCCCAUUAUUUUUUUAAAAACAAUUAAAAAGCUUUUUGAUUGACUUCUCUUAAAAAUAUCAUUAACAUUCAAUUUAUAUGUCUUUAAACUAUUUAGGAGGCAUAGCGACAGCUCGAACAUAAACGACCUUGCAAGUACCUUCUCGUCCGUGGUGGCGAUGGUCGACAGGAUCAGCCAUGCACUGAGCGACCCGGCAGGUAUAUAGAGAAAAAUUGUUCAAUUUUUGAAAAUAUAAACGAAUAACAUUCCUGUCGAAGAGCAUUUCAGACUCUUUAUAAAGUUACUUAAAGAAAUGUGUUUAGUGAGGACCUCCCGCGACCGGAACCUGAACGUUCCCGACGUCGACGAUGUAUGAUUUUUUUUUCUUUUUUUUUAAGACUUUCGUCAUAACUCUGGGUGUUUAGACGGUACCUGUACGAGACAUUCUACGUCGUCUUAAGAAUCAGGUGCAAUGUGCGUGCAGGCUGGCGGAUUUCGCACACGCAGGUAGAUUAAAUUUAAAUAUUUCUUAAAAAUUAUUUCGGUUUGCUGAGAUGUACUUAUUGUGAUUUGUAGGUCCGGGGGCGAAUCGGCAGGAACGAGCAGCUCUGGAUUUGGUCUUGUCUGAACUGGACGAUCUCUACGCGGGUAUUUCGCCCCUCUCCUCGGCGGCCGAGUCGGAGUGAAGAAUGAGUGAUUGUGCUCGUCUUUUUGUCGAUAUGCUCAUAUGGAUUGUUUUGUACUCGAUGAGUAAAUUAAAAAGAAUCUUUGUCGUAUUCACUGCUUGUCAAAUAUUGAACAAGGGUUAGUAAUCGUUGAUUACGAUGCUUACUUAGAUAUCUUUUUAUUAUAUCCGGUUAAGUAUCUCGCAUGAAAAACACCACGGAAAUUCUUGAUUUCCAAAAAGUUCUACCAAUUCUAGUAGAUCUAGAUUUGUCAGAGGUUUCAAAUUUUUUUCUAGCCACCAUUUAUUGAACAUUAAUUUUAUUGAAAAAAAUGACGAUACCACUUUUUUUCAAUAAAAUCGACAUCCAUCGACAUCCACUGAUUUUUCUAAAAAAAGUGAGGAAGUGAUACAUUUUCGAGCAUUUAAGCAUGAAAAAUGAGAAAUAGAAAAAUAAAAAUCAACAUCCAAGCAAAAAAAUUGAUCGAAAAUGUAUAAAAAUUUAUUGAAAAAUAAGCACUUUUUUUAGUUCUCCAAAAAAUUGACUCAUUUCACGCUUUUUUUACGAAAAAAAGUGUUGUAAAUGAGGUAAUUCUCUGCAGUCAGAGAAUGAAAAAUGUGUUGAAAUGACUGAAAUGUCGAAAAACGGUAUUAUAAUCCCUCAUACCUAUACUACUUAUUUUUUUGCACUUUUUCUCGACAACCAGGAAGCUGAGACUUUCAAGGCCUUCCUCUAGUACAUCAAGAAGUGUUGUGGAUAAUUUUUGGGAAGAUCCCGGAAGGGAUAUGACCUUCUUUGGUUUCAAAUCUUCAAAUUCCAGGCGUUUGUACCCUCUUCGUGGUCACGAUGGCUGCUUCCCAACUCCUUGGCCGGAGCAUUUUAAAGGUUUAUAUUUCUCAUUUUUAAUACUGAAUUUAUGAAAAACUAUGCAGAAAAGGCAAAAACGAACGUAGUGAGACCGGAAGUGACACCAAAAGGGAGCCCAUUUGACGGUAAUGUUGAUCAAAAGCAAAUAUGGGAGUACACAUGUUCAAAAAUACAUUUGCAGUGGACAAACUGGCCCUACCAGCGACGCGAAAAAUAUCAAAAGGUAGGUUGGGGGAAAUAUCGAAGACACCAGAGGUGGAGAAAUGGCGCCCCUAAGCGUUUUGAAACGUUUACAUUUCAAAACCGACGUAGGCCGCCAUGGCCAUUUCUUAAUAAGUCGCUGCCCAGGGCGCCCGGGGCUAAAACCGCGAUGGCAAAAAAACGCCAAUGGAGAAAAAAACGCGUAAAAAAAAAAUUAAAGGCAUAGGGGCAGUGAAAAAUGGGGUUUCAGGUAAAAGCAGUAUCUUAUAUAGUUUUUCUUUGCGAAUCGAACUGUGUACUUAAACAAAUUACAGUAUCAACUUUAGAAGAAAAACACGAUUUUACUUUCCCGCCAUUUAUUUUUUUGAAAAAAAUGCUUUGGACUGGGAUAAGUUUUAGGGAGCCCUAUAGGGGGUAAAUUAGGGCCCCUUGGAGGGGGCCCUAUAGGGGUCCCUAAAUGAAACCCUAUAGGGACCCCUACGAAUUUUUUUAGGGGUCCCUUUAGGGGGAGCACGGAAAAAUUUCUGAAAUAGCUCCGGGAGGAAAUAGAGAAACCCUUAUUGAAUGCGAAUCGUUAACACAUCCGCAGUAAACUCAUCUAAUCGCGUUUGAAACUGUUUCCAAAUUUAUUGAAACGAAUUGAAAAACAUUAAAAAGCAAUCAGGAUCAUCAAUGGAAACAGAUAGACAUAAGUAACAAAAACAACGAGCAAAAAAACUGAAGAUAUGUAUACGUAACAGGAUAUUCGAGGAAGCAAAAAAACUUUUUGGCCGUAAAAAGACCCGUAUAAAUAUUUGACUCUAUCUAAAUCACUGUCAACGGAAACCGUAUUGAUCAAUCUAAUAGAAACUCUUCAAGACAAUAAAGAUACGCCUGCAUAUUGAUAUAAGCGCUACUUGCAAAAAAAUAGAAGAAAAACGCAUUGUGUCAAGGCAGAUGGUUGGGCAACUUUCAAUAAAAAACGUUGGGACUUCGACACGGAAACGGUUGAAACUACUUACAUAAGGGCAAAAAGUUUGGCACAUAUAAAAAAGAACACUUGAACAGUGAGCAAAAAACAACCAACGUUGACAUUUGAAAGCAACUUAUUGAAUUGCUCGGCCCGCGGUAAUCUUCCGUUGAUUCUGGUUCAUGUGGCGGCUCAAAAUUUCCGUCGGCUGAUUCCGUGCUUCUACGAUCAUUUAUCAUUAUCAACAUUUUCGAUAUACCUUUCAGAAUCUUCAUAGCUGCUGUAGAACCAAUGCGCAUCAAUAAAAUCGCGACUCCGCGGCAUCUUAAUAAAAAAUUAAUUCUUCUUUAACGAUCAAUAAUCAAAUAGAAUAUAUAAACACGCAUUUACAUCAAAAACCUCCAAAAAACAUCAUCUACCGGUGAAUUUCUAACGGUUUCACACAAUCCAGUAGACCAAUUAUACAUAGACGAAACUCUGAAAAAUACCAAAAAUAAAAAAAUACUCUGAACAUAUUUACAUAAACCAAUAUAUCAAUUGUACAUAAACGAAACACUGAAAAAUACUGAACCAAUGUACAGAUUGCCGUGUUAACUUUUAUGGAGCACAAAAAAACGCACAAAUCAUUAUAAUACAAUUUGAAACCAUAACGAAAAAAAUCCUACUGACAACUCGUUCGUGAAUAACGUAUUACUUCCUUAAGCACCACAGAAAUUGAUGAAAUAUAAAUACAAGUUAUAAAGUUAAACUAAAAACUGAGUCGACUGAGUCAACUCAAAAACUUAGAAAAAUGGGAAAGAUAUUAAAAAAACCACGUUCGUUCCAAGGGGUCUUCGCGACCCCUUGAGGGUCUUGCAAUUUUUAGGGAGCGAUUUAGGGACCCCCUAUAGGGGGCCCUAGGGAUUUCCCCUAAAAAGACCACUUGCAGACCCCCUAUAGGGCCCCCUAAAAUCGCGACCCCCUAUAGGGGCCCCUAAAACUUAUCCCAGGAUCGGCCUACGGACAGCUGUUUACAGUAGCCGAAAACGCGAUGUUGCGGACGUCUCAUUAGACUCGCAUUUUGUGAGUAAUAACCGGCUCUCUGCUUCAAAUUAAGGGUUUCUUUUCUGAAAAAACGUUUAGUAAAACAAAAAACACACAUUGAUAAUAAAGGAAACACAAAAUAACGCUAUUCCAAUCGAAACCGAUGUAAAAUCAUCAUUUUUCACCAGAGAAGCAUUUUUGCGAUCAAAGUUUGCAAAUUAUACAUGAAUAGAAAGCUUUUGUGACGAAAAGAAUUUUGGUGACAACAGGAAAAAUUGAAAAUUGAAAGAAACGGAGAAAAAAGCGAAAAUCGAAAAUGAGUCGAUCUUUUUGAGACACGCGAUCGCCUGUAGAACGAAUAAAUAAAAGUAUUGAAGUUCAUCAAGAGAAAAAACUGAAUCUCUUUCGUCGUCGGAAAGUUUGUGCACAGAUCUAUUUUUACAUCUAUUUUUGAAUAUGAAACGUCAUAUUCAAGCUCUUCUGAAACCGUUAAUUUUGAAUCGUCCGUCAUCUGUUCUUUCCGGGGCUCUCUACCCACAGAUAUGUAGUUCUCCGCCUUAAGGAAGAAAACUAUAACAACAUAUUAUAUAAAAAAAAUUUAAGUAAAUAUCAUAAACACAAAAAAAAUUGAAAAAUGAAAUGAUGCAAAAACUGCGAAACGCGAAGCAAUUGCAUAAUAAUCAAAAAUGCCAACUUUCGCCCAACUAUCGCGACGUGGCGAUGCACGCCAUCGCCGCAUAAUGACGUGGCUCAUUUCAUUUCAGAGGCCGCAUGGCUAGGGCGGGCAUGUUGCGCCCUGGAGGGCCCCUCAUUUCUUCCACCUCUGGAAGACACACACUGACUUUUCAAAGACAUUUCAGGAAAAAUCGGAUUUCAAAGGGUUAGAAAAAUGCGAAACUCUUGUGAAAACAAAAAAUGAAAUAAAUUUCCAAUACGGUUGACUUUACCUGAACAGAAAAUGAUAAAAAGAUUAUUUUCAAGCUAUUUAAGAUCCUUCAAAAUCAGACGAUGGCUUCGAAAGAGGACCAUCAUCUUUGAGGGCCAGCUUCAUUUCCAGAAUCAUUCAUUUCGCUGAGACCCCGGAAUCAGGUCGAUUUCUAACUCGUUUUUUGGAAAAUUUGUGAUUCUUAGGUUAUGGUAGCGAGCCUUCAGAAGAAGAAGAGGAAAGGAUCGAGGAGGAAUAUGCGAUUCUUGGCAAAGGAAGGGAAAAAAGGCUUGGGAUCCCGAGCAAUGGUGAGUUUUGGGCAACUAGGGAAUGAUUUUUCGAUGAAAUAAUAAUUGAGAAACCCUAAAUCUUUACGAUUCCAGGAAGGUUUGCCAUACGAAUUACAAGCCUUCAAUUUUUUUUAAAUAUUAUUUUUUUUAAGUUUCUUUUUUUUUAUCACUCUUCCAAGAUUUUUUUUUCUUAUCAUUUGCGAAAACUUUUAGUGGCCACUAUAGGGUUAUGACGCUUUAAUGGCCUCUACAGUAGUCAAAUGGGUGACCACUUAAGGGGUUAAAAAUUAGCGGCCCCUAUAGAGGUAUAAAUGCUACUAAUAGACCACUCAAAAAGUUUAGUGGUUAGGGGGUCAAUGGAUCAACAUAACUGGUCCAAUUUGCUUUGAAAUUAUCAGAGUGACUGGAAGGAAUACUAGAUGAAAAACUACUGAAGUGGCCACUAAAUAGAGAACCUCUAUAGUGAUCUACUAAAAGGGAGAUUAGUGGCCACUAUAGAGGUGGGUGUAGCGGCCACUUUAGUGUUCUCUCCAAGUAGUCCUUGGCGAGCCUCUAUAGUGGCCACUUUAAAUUUUCCCAGAUUUCCAUCUUUAAUCUCAAAUUAAAAACUUCUGAGGGAAAAAAAACCCACUAUCUUGUGGCGACACUGUCAAAGCAUUCGAUUUUUCGACUCGCUUUUUUUUUGCCAAUUUUUGGAAAUUAGGAGUUCUUUUUAACCCUUUACACAUUCAGAGAAUACGCUGAAGUGUUUUUAAUCGAUUAAGAAAAAAUUGAAAAAGUUCCAGAUCAAAACUCCCCUUUUUCAGUGAUGAAACCCCUCCGAGUGAUGACUUGGAGGAGCUUGAUACGGGACCUGUUGCUGCAUUUGAAGCCAUUCCCGACUAGAGAAGAAUUCCAAACACAGUCCAUCUUUACUAAAAUUAUCACCGUGCUCAAGGUAGAACUUUAAAAAUUAAAAAGAAGCCAUCCUUUUGAAAAAAAAACUUUGAAUUUCCAGAUAAUUCCAGUGUUCCUGUUCAAACUAACGAUCCCACUCAACGAAUCUUGUUGGUCGAAAGGCCUGGCCGUGAUUCAUUGCUUCAUUUGUCUUCAAUUCGGUCUUUUCGCCUUUGGAAGUGAUUUUCGGGGAGUUUCCCUCAUUAUGAAGCUACUUACAGGAACCAACACCAAGUUUUUCGCAUCAAGCCCAGGAAUUUGGGCCUACGCAUUGGGUGUUUCAGCGAUUUUGGCUCUUUUGAUAAUUUUUUUCACGAGGACCGAAGAUGAGCCCCGGCAUUUCAAGGUAGAUAAACGAUCAAUUUUCCAGAAAUUAACGUUCUCCGUGAGAAUCCAUAAACGGCAAAAUAGUAUUAUACCAAAAUUUCAGGUUGAGUUUUCUGACAAGGGCUGUGUGCGCGGUGAACAUCGAGUUAUGAAUUGAGGCUUUUAUGGCAGAUAGACCUAGGGGAGAGUGCUCCAAAACGAAAUAGAAAAUCUGCUAAGCGACAUAGGGUACCGAGGAAAAGCUCGAAAAACAUUUUUCCCGAUAUUUUCAAGGGAAAAACUGAAUAUGACGCAAAAAAAAAGUUUUUUGUGCUUUUUCCUUCCUUCUUUUCCAAUUUUCAAUCAUCUCCUUCGAUUCGAACAUUUUUUGCUGUUUCUGUUCAAUAAUAGAGUGUAGAAGAAUUGAAAAAACUGGAGCAAAAAAAGUUUGACGUAAAAAGGAAUCGAACCUAACAUAGCGUCAGAGCCAUUCAAGAACACUGCCACUUCACCACGCUUCCAGUUGCUGGACUAGAACUCCGAGCGCGGGGAAAUACGUGGGGGCAAAACUUUGACGAGCUUUUUCUCGGCACCCUAUGGCGCUUAGUAGAUUUUCUCUUUCGUUUUGGAGCACUCUCCCCUAGGUCUAUCUACCAUAAAAGCCUCAAUUCAUAACUCGAAGUUCACCGCGCACAAAGCCCUUGUGAGCUCAUAUUGUGGUCACAAUAAGUUAUUUGUCAAUAACUAAACAAGUUCCUGAAAAUUUUACAUACAAUUUUGAGAGACUCCGCCCCAUUUUUAGGGUUACGGUAGGGAAAAUACCAAAAAAUGUAACUUUUUUUCUUGACAGUGCUUAUUCUAAUUUCUUUGUUCAGGGUUAUUUAAAGUGUUAAGUGUUAGUAUAUAGUGUGUGUGCCACGACUUGAAAUUUCACGGAACGACAUUCCGCUGCGCUGCGUUCGCGAAGUGUCUUUCGAAUCUAGGCCACUCUUUCAAUUGAUUGUUAUUGCUGUGGGAGCACAUGAAAGUAGAGUACCUUAAUGAAAAAAAUAAAAAAAUAAAAAAAGCGCGACCAAAGGUGCGGAAUGUCGUUCCGUGAAAUUUCAAGUCGUGUCACAUAGACUACACCUAUUUCAAGCUUAAAAAUUUUAGCUUCCAACAGUGAAACUUACAGUCGAUCAGUUCCUAUGCGGGAUUCGUAAUGUCCGUCUGCUGGAUCUACGCGAUAUCGUCGGAAGUCGUCGAUGUCGUGACGAUGAUCGGCGUCGUGUCGGGAAUCUCGUUCGAGAUCCUUGGAUUGUCGGUGUUGGCCUGGAGCAACAGCAUCGGCGACAUGAUCGUGGACCCGGCGUUGGCCCGACGGGGAUUCUCCAGGAUGGCCAUGGCCGCCGCUAUUGGGGGACCAUUGUUCAGUGAGUUCUUUCCUUCAACAGAAAAAUGAUAAUUUGAUUAUUUUUGAUGAAAAAAACAUACAUUUAUCUACACUUAUAGGCCUUCUGAUCGAUUCUAGGGUCACUGGAUACAGUUUUUUUUUUGAGUUUCUCCAGGUUCCAGGUACUUUUCAAGGUUUAGUUGGUUAGGAUGUCCUUCCAGGUCUUCUAGGUCAUUUUGUGGAUUUAUUUUUGUCUAUCUUGCGUUCACCUGAACUUUGGAAGUCCUGCUUUGAGUUUCCACGGUUUCCUCAGAGGGGUAAAUCCGAAGUUGGGCUCAAAACUCGCAGUUUUUUUUUUCAUAAAUUUUCCGAUUACUUGUGAAAGUUGAACGUGUUGAGCUAUCUUAAAAAAGAUCUGAAAAAAAUUUUUUUCACUUUUUUUCUACUACUUUUCAAUGACUUUUUAAACUAGUUAUAACCCAUAUUGAAAUUUAUCCAACACUAAUUCAAAGUUUAGACCUUCUCAUCGGUUUCGGACUGCCCUUCACAAUCGCUAAAGCUCAAGGGAAAAGAGAUCGCGGUUUUUCAAUAUUUUCUCUCUAUAAUCUCCUUUCCAGCUCUCCUUCAAGCCAACUUACAAACUUCUCAUCCUAUUCCUCUCGAUAUCUUUAUCAACAACUUUAAUCGGUAAGAAACUUCCAAAGUUUAAAAAAUCAAUCGGAAAUUUUCCAGCCAUGCUCGUUCAAAGGUUCCGAUUACGGCGGGUCCACGGAGUCAUACUCGUCUUGAUUUAUAUCGUUUUCCUUGUAUUUGUUCUCCUAGAUGCUACCAGAGUAUUGGUUUGGAAUUAGACAGCCGCAACGCGACCGCAGACGCGUCUCAAAAUUAUUAUCUGACGAAUUUUUGUAAAUUUCAAACACGCUGGCCGUAUUUCAUGUGUUUAUAGUUUCUCCUAGCAGCUUUAUAUGUACUGAAAGUCCUUUUUUCUGUGUAUUUUUUUUUGUUCAACCCACGCCACGGGUGAUUCCUCUCAACGAUUCGGUUUUCAGGAGUACACGGGACUUUUUCACGUAUUUUUAUGUUCCUAUUGCUUGCUUAAAAAGUGAAAUAAAAAAUGAUUUUCAAUGAGAGUUUUUGAUUUAUUUAAAGCAGGGCAAUAGAAAAGUCGGGCGCGCCGUAGCGCAACAGGUUGUGUGCCUGUAUACGGUCCACAGGGUCACAAGUUCGAUCCCCGCCUCUAUUGUUUCAAAAAGUAGUCCAGCAAAUAUGUGAAAAUAUUCAUAAAUUCUCAACCCAGAGCUUCCAUUGGUCUUUGUUUUAUUUAGAAAGUUGCUCUAUUCUGGAAACUUUUUGAAAUUUAUUCGAAUAUAACCUUAAACUUUGAAAAGAAGCAACUUUAUCCAUUUCAGGCUCAAAUCCUACUAAGUAGUUUUUUUUAAUAUAUCGAUUAUCAAACGCAAAGGCUCAAUACCUCCCAUAAGAGGCUCCAAAAUUCCUUCGAAAAUAAGCCGAGGCGUCAACUACAAGCUCAAUUCCUUUUUCCUCGACAGUUCAAAAAGGACAAAGAUAAAAAGUAUAAUAUAAAGAAGCGAAAAAAAGGUGCAAAGAUGUGGGGCGGGCGAUAAAAGUCCGAAACAAUGCACGGCAAAUUUCACUAGAUGAUGUAACCAUUUUUCGUUUUUUUCCUCUUUUUCCUGCCGUUUCAAAAAGUUUUUCCUCCUCCUCUGCCGCCAUUGAAUCCCAGUUGAACUCUUGUUUUUGUAUCGAUUUUUAUCCCUUUUUAUGAGUGACCGGCAUUUGAUCUGCCGUCUUCUGUGAGGUGAAUUUCCUAUUCAACUGAUUUUUUGUUUUGGGGAAAAAUUACAGGGUAAAGUUUCAGAGCGAUAAAAAGUGUGUUUGCUGUAGGACUUAAAGUUUAUCAUCACCCUCUUUCUGUCUUGAUUUUCCAUGAAAAGGAAAAACCUGGAAGCUUUUUCAACAGCAUUGAAAAGAAGUUAUCCGUAGGGCGCAAAAGAGCAUGCAAAAUCAGCCAGUUCUCAAGUAAACACAAAGAAAGGCGUAUUUUGUCGUUUCUGACUUUGAAAUCCUUCAAAAAUAUAACUAAAAAAUGAAAAAAUUGAAAAAUUUUAUUAUUUUCAAUUUAGAUUCUCCCAGCUUAUUGAAUAAGUUAUAUUUUUCUUAGCACUGAAUUUUUUAAGUUAACCUCUUCUUUUUAAUUUUCUAUCUUUUCUCAUCCUGUCACUAUCUUGAUGAACCUUAUUUCCAGUAAAUUUCAUUUGAGAUGAAAAAUCACUUAAAAAGCAAGUUUGAAGUGCGGAGAAGCGGGUUCGAACAAUAACAAGUUCAUAAAGAAGGCAAACAUUUGGUCCCAAUGGUCGGCUCAAGUGGCCAUUCUUUAUUUCCCUUCUUUUGAUCUACUUCCUCUUGACCAGUGGUUUUUUGACUUUUUUUUGUCUGAAGAAAAUUGAGCCUUUCCAAAAAUGAAGGCUGAUAUUCACUCCGAAAAAACUUUUAAAUCGUUGUCCGACGUUUUUUGAUGAAGAUUUGAGUUAUUUUUUCACUGAGAAAUUUUUGAGGGGUACCUAAAGGGGUUUGAUAAGGGCUCUGUGAGGGACCCCUAUAGGGACCUAAAACGAUUUCGUAGGGGUCCCUAUAGGGGUUUGAUAAGGGCACUUUGAGGGACCCCUAUAGGGACCUGAAACGGUUUCGUAGGGGUCCCUAUAGGGGUUUGAUAGAAGCACUGUGAGGGACCCCUAUAGGAACCUAAAACGGUUUCGUAGGGGUUCCUAAAGGGUUCGGGAUGCAAAAAACCUUUCGGUCUGUUUGAUGAAGUAGAAUUGAUCUUUUUUUAAUAAUUUAUAAUAAUUUAUUGAUGAGCAAGUACGAAAUAAAGGAAAUAUACAAAUUUUUUUAAUGAGAGGGUUCAUCAGGUAAAUGAAUAGGAUAAUGGGAUUCACUUUUUUUUUGGAAGACUGAGUUCAUUUUUGAAAAAUUCUGCUCAAGUUCUCCUUAGAAAAAUUUGAUGGGAGUCAAAACACUAGAAUUUUCCUGAGAACAAAACGAUCUCCAGUGCUCUUACGAUGCUCAGAAUCAUAACAAUGUCCAGAUGGAAAACACCAAAUCGGAGGUGGGUGAUAAGGCUCUCGAUAAGGGCCAGGCCGUCCCCCGAUUGAUUUGA
Caenorhabditis auriculariae is the source of this 10844-nucleotide messenger RNA. NCBI's taxonomy places the organism in Eukaryota, Metazoa, Nematoda, Chromadorea, Rhabditida, Rhabditidae. The record is from the annotation of a GenBank genome assembly.